This is a messenger RNA of Myxozyma melibiosi, 2967 nucleotides long. RefSeq lists its product as uncharacterized. The transcript is spliced from 3 exons. Lineage: Eukaryota; Fungi; Ascomycota; Lipomycetes; Lipomycetales; Lipomycetaceae. Bases 77 to 2884 code for a protein of 935 amino acids. Gene Ontology annotation, biological process: intra-Golgi vesicle-mediated transport. Gene Ontology annotation, cellular component: Golgi apparatus; COG complex. The record is from RefSeq and is a predicted model, not a curated record.
AGUAGCGUGUACAGUUUGCAGCAAUUACCUGGUCUGCAAAGCCUGGUGAAAGGUCAAUCUGAAUUGGCGACAGGCAAUGGUGUCAACACCAUCCAGGAGGCCGCCUGCCCGGCGCGAUACCUCGGCGUCCACCACCUCGAUCAGCUCGCUGAAAUCUCUCGUCCGCUCCCCAUCAUCCGUUCCAACAGUCCCAAUCUCUGGUGCACGAAGAACCAAUAGCACAGCCUCUUUUUCGUCUAUAAAUGGCACCCUCGACCCUUCCUCCAUCCAAUCUUAUGAGUCUGUCUUUGAGCACUACCAGCCUCCGCAAGUUCGCGUUGUUGCCUUCCAGCUACGUAAAGAGGCGCAGACCAAACGCGAGCAAUUGCGCGAACUGGUUGGUGAGAGCUACCGCGACUUGCUCGCAACAGCUGAUAUGAUCAUUGAUAUGAAUGGCACCGUCAGUAGCUUGGAAGAUCAAUUCAAGCAACUGGGUAGAGGAUGCAAGUCUUCUGCCCUUCGGCAUCGCGCACGAAAUCUAGAAUCUGUUGUCGAUCGAUUUGCGGAAACAGAUCUGGACAGGAAAAGAAGAGUUGCACUAUCAAAAAAUAUCCAGGACUUCUUCUUCGCUCUCGAAUAUCUACUGCGUAACCCGACAUUCAUUCUUACCUCUUGCAAGGUUCUUUUGGCAGUGAAAGAGCUGCUUGCAGUGAUUGACGUUCAUGAGUCAUUUCUCCACGCUCGAUUCAAAGCUCUCGAGGCGCGAUUCCUAUCCUGUCUCGACAAGAUUCUCAAAGGCGCAGUGACUGCCGUGAUCCUCGAUGGACUAGUAUCUUACUCUUUAUACUCAUCUUCCAAUUCUGGCGAUACGAUUUCUUACUUCCUUGGUGUGCGCAUUGCUCAAAUCAAAAGUCUGAUGGAAGACGGCACUCCCGAGUCUCUCAUUGACGCUUUGGCGGUUUUCGACUCCACAAUCAGCACUUCCAAGACUUUGUUUCCCAACCAGUUCCAGCGGUCGCUCUCUCGAGCGGCCGUUUUGCCUGUGCUACAAGACUCCGAGAUCAGAAAGCUUCCUUACAUUGACUUUUCGGUUCUCGAUGUCUGGGUACCGAAAUCUAUAUCCGAGCACAUACUGGUGCUUUCAAAGGACGAAAAGGCUCUGAAUACUAACGAAAGCCUCAAGUCAUUUGAGAAAACCGUGGUUAAUUCUUUCGAAGAAGGUGUUCGUCUAGUCAUUGAGUCUGUUGUUGCCGCUGUCGAGCCAGGCAAAGUUACAGCAGGGUCCAAGGAAGCUAUACAGUCGCUUCUUGAUCUACGUCGCAAGAUUUUUGAGUCUCUCGUUGAUAGACCGGCAAUCAGAGCCGUCCUGAUAUCGGACUCGUCGACUUGGGAGAAAGAGUGGUUGCCAGCGUUGAAGAAACUUUGCUUGACAUACCUUGGUGCGGCCGAGAGUAUUGCCGCGCAGCUCGCGGAUGCUGUCAGUGAUGUAAACUCUGGUAAAUCAACAGAGUCUGGUAUCAUGAGUCUUUGGGAUGAUAGAUGGAUGGACCUUGACAUUUCACGUGGAGCAUUGGACUUCCGCUCGGCUGUCUCUGCUUUAUUGAGUGGGAAAGCUUCGUCCUGUGGAAUAAUCAUAGAUGAAAUCAGAAGCUGGUGGUCUGCUGUCAAAGACGUGCACACAACUGUCAGCAAAGUCAGUGGCGUCUUUGAUUACAACUCCUAUGGAGAUGAAGAGGAAGAAUGGGUUAAAUCGGUGCGCGAUCUGGCACUGGGCGAAGCCAAGGCUCUUGAGCUUGUGAUUGACAACGACGUAAUUCCCGGCGGCGUCAAGACACUACUAGCCAAAAUAGACGACAUGCUCAAAGAAACGGCAGGAGACAAGCAGAAGCUUGGAAGCUUGGUCCGUGUGACGAGACGGAUCGGCGAGCUACCAUUGUCUUCGGAGGUCAAAGACGAGGUCUCAAGCACGGUCAUUCGGGUAUAUGAAGCCUUUGCGCAUGCGCUAUUUGAUAAAGACGUCUCGCCCGCUCAGGUUCGCAAGUUCUUGGAGUCUCUUCCAGCGAGUGAAUUGUGGGAGGAAGAGCCGCAAACUAUCCCAUCUGCUGUGCACACAAAGUAUCCUACGGACGUGUCGCCGUGGUUGUCCGAAGGAGUUUACAGUACAUAUGUUGAACCCAUCAUAUCGGGAGGAUGGGAAGAUGUGGUUAUAGGAUCUUCGGUCAGCGUUGUCGUUUUCCGUAUCGUUGCUGGAAGCAAAUGGGCAAAGGCGAUUUCGGCAGGAAUCCAAGAGCACUUUGAAUCACUGAAGAAGGUAGAUACGAAUGGUGACGGCGUCGUCAAGCAGGGUGAGUCGGAGAUCAGUGCAGUCUCUGAGAAUCAGAAUCCUGAGCCUGAGUCUUCGCCCGGAGCUACCGCUGAGACAUCCGCAGGUACAACCCCCGACGACAAGGACACUGGUAGUGAGGAACAGUCUACCAAAGACAAUGCAGCGAAAGAAGGGGAGGACUCCAACGAAGAGAAGUCUGACUCUUCCGAAGAGACGCAAGAGCCCGAACCAGAGAAAUCUGAGGAGGCUGAGAACAGUGACGAGAAGAAGUCACCUGAAAACAGUGAGCAGACCUCCACGGAAACAGAGACAGAGACAAAGAUCGAGAAGCCAGAAGAAGAAAGCCAGGAGUCAAAAUCAGAGAUCUUCCCUACGAAAGAUAACUGGACACAGCUACUCUUUGAUGUGCUGUAUCUGGAGAACGUGUUUAACAUGCGGUUGCAGAAAACCCUCGAUGUUGUGGUUGAGGAGCUUGAUAAGCUUAUGGAGCAAGGUGAGAGGAAGAAGCUAGAAAGUGUUGUUCAGAAAAGAGUCGAGGCAUGUUGGAAACGGACAUAUUUGCUAUAUGCAAUCAUGUGAGAUGCACCUUGUUCAUGAAAUAUUCCAUUUAUGUAUCUAUUCGAAUUUCAUCAAACCGGUCAUGCAUUUAUUUAUUUAUACAU